Messenger RNA from Microstroma glucosiphilum, 1410 nucleotides. RefSeq names its product putative serine/threonine protein phosphatase ppe1. Gene Ontology annotation, molecular function: protein serine/threonine phosphatase activity. Lineage: Eukaryota; Fungi; Basidiomycota; Exobasidiomycetes; Microstromatales; Microstromataceae. Gene Ontology annotation, biological process: G1/S transition of mitotic cell cycle; peptidyl-serine dephosphorylation. Bases 269 to 1267 code for a protein of 332 amino acids. The record is from RefSeq and is a predicted model, not a curated record. The transcript has 8 exons. Gene Ontology annotation, cellular component: cytoplasm.
GCAACACAAGAUCCCCACGCAGACGACGACGUCGACGACAUUUCUCACAGCAGCACUUCCACUUCACACCUCGACAACUCGUCCUUCCUGCAUCGUAUAUAGAACUUCGUACCAUCAAGUCUCGUCGCCCAACCUCCUCUGCCUUAGCACCCGCCCAACACCCAGAGCUGAGCACUCAGGACCCUUUCCUCUCCUGAGCUGCUUCCGCCUCUCCCUCACCGAACCCCCCACGUCCCCCCUUCUUCUCUCGCCUGGCUCCUCCCACAGGAUGACAGUCGGAAACCCAGACAGCUGGAUCGCUCAGCUACGGCAGUGCAAAUACCUCCCCGAAGCCGACAUCAAGGCCCUCUGCGACCAUGUACGCGCCAUUCUCAUGGAAGAGUCAAAUAUUCAGCCCGUAAGCAGCCCAGUCACCGUCUGUGGAGAUAUUCAUGGUCAAUUCUGGGAUAUGCUAGAGCUCUUGAGGGUCGGAGGUGAUCCACCGGAUACGGGGUAUAUCUUCAUGGGGGACUUUGUGGAUCGAGGAUACUUUUCAUUGGAGACCUUCUCGCUACUCAUGGCACUAAAAGCAAGAUGGCCAGAUCGGAUUACCCUACUCAGGGGGAACCACGAGUCGAGACAGAUCACACAGGUGUAUGGCUUCUAUGACGAAUGCCAGCACAAGUACGGAAAUGCCAAUGUGUGGAAGAGUUGCUGCCAAGUGUUCGACUAUCUGAAUCUAGCUGCUAUCAUCGAUGGAAGGGUACUAUGUGUGCAUGGAGGUCUCUCACCAGACGUGCGGACACUAGAUCAGAUUCGGAUCAUUGCAAGGGCCCAAGAGGUGCCGCAUGAGGGAGCCUUCUGUGACCUUAUGUGGUCAGAUCCUGACGAUAUUGACACAUGGGCGGUGUCGCCGAGAGGAGCCGGAUGGUUGUUUGGCUCAAAGGUGACAAGAGAGUUCAACCACGUCAACGGCCUCGAGCUAAUAGCCCGCGCCCACCAAUUAGUCCAAGAAGGCUUCAAGCUGAUGCACGACAAUGGCAUCGUCACUGUGUGGUCUGCGCCCAAUUACUGCUAUCGCUGUGGCAAUGUGGCGUCCAUCUUCCAAGUAGACGAUCUUUUGGCGCUGGAGGAGGGAAAGACGGUGGAGGAUGCGGCUGGGGAGAGCGAGGGGGAGAGGACGGCAGCGGAGCGGUUCGGAGAGAAGAACUUCAAGAUCUUUGAUGCGGUGCCAGAUCAAGAGCGUACAACGCCGAGUCGGAUGAGUCAAUCGCCUUACUUUCUAUAGAAGGCGAGGGGACGACGACGACGGCGGCGAUUGUAGUGGUCGUAGUCGUAGGAGAAGUGGUAGUAGGAGGAGUGAGAGAACUUGUGGCAGUAGUAGCAAUUGUAGUAGCAUACAGACCAAUGCAUCAUCAUCGUCAUCAUCCU